Messenger RNA from Xenopus laevis (African clawed frog), 4279 nucleotides. RefSeq names its product family with sequence similarity 171 member A1 S homeolog (gene fam171a1.S). The transcript has 8 exons. Gene Ontology annotation, cellular component: membrane; plasma membrane. Gene Ontology annotation, biological process: regulation of cell shape; stress fiber assembly. Bases 1033 to 3219 code for a protein of 728 amino acids. Lineage: Eukaryota; Metazoa; Chordata; Amphibia; Anura; Pipidae. The record is from RefSeq and is a predicted model, not a curated record.
AGGGGGGAACAGGUCACACCUUGAGGUAUCUCUAACAAAAAGGGGGGAAGGGGAAGUGGUAUCGCCUCAUUAGGGACUGUCUCAUUGGAAAGCACGCUGCUGAUGUCCAUUUGGAUCCCCCUACGCUGUGAUGUUUUGGAACAUUUGCCAAGGUUACGCCCCCAGCAGCCCGGGAAAGAGUUAAAUGACGGGUUGAUGCGAGUGGUUGUGCCCUAGAAGAGGGGGGAAUGGGGCUCAGUCAUUUGGGCUCUUUUCCUCCCAUUGUUCCCGUGUCGUUUCGCAGGGAACUUUGCGCUGCCCCUGCUGCAGUGGAAAUCCGAGAACCUGCUACUGUUGAUUCUUCCCCCCUUAUGUGAAAAGCGCUAAAAUGGAAACUGGUGGAGGGGAGUUUUAUGGGUCUGAUCCCAAUUCCACCCAAAAAAAAUAUGAAGCAGGAGGGGCGGGUCUUAAACUUGAUCCGGAUGCUGAGAAAGUGGUAGAGGCUGCUGAAUUAUUUCUAUUAUUUUUCUAUUCUGUCCAGUUAAGACUUAAGUCCUAUGAUCCAGGCUACUAACUAAAAUCUUAUGCAUUGCUAUUGGCCACACAUACAGUUCCCACAUUUUCCGGAAACAAAAUACCGGCCUUCCCAUAUAUUUUUCUUUUUUCCCUGUUAGUAACAUUGGGAUCAACCAUCAUUUUUACCUGCCAGGCUGGUAAAAUACCGGCCAGGUGGCAACCCUACAUAAGCCCACAGAUGGCACGUUUCCUAAUAAAGAGGUUAAUUUGAAAGUACAUGUGAGUGAUGCUAGUACUCACCAGCCCAUCGCAGAUGCAGUUAUCGAGAUCUUCGCCAAUCAGGUAUCUGCUGCAUCUGGAACCACAGGAGCUGAUGGAACAGCAUUAGUCAAGCUUCAGUAUAAAUUGGGCAGCCAGCUUAUUGUCACAGCAACCAAACAAGCCUAUGUGCCAAAUUCUGCACCUUGGAGACCUCUGAGAUUGCCUGUUUUUUCCUCGCUAAGCCUUGGUUUAUUGCCUGAGCGUUCUGCCACGCUCAUGGUAUAUGAUGAUAUUGUGCAGAUUGUCUCAGGAUUUCAAGGAUCAAGGUUACAGCCUCGAGUUCACUUUCAGAGAAGGGCAUUGAACCUGCCAGGAAACGCCACUUAUAAGGGCCUUGCUGCUUUUCUUACAGCUGCUAGUGCACCCUGGGAAAUUGACAGUUUUCCGUAUCUGCAAGGAUCAGAUGGCAACUCUACAGGAAAUAGCAGGUUUGACCUCACCCCAGUUACUGCUGUCAGCUUCCAUUUGUUAAACAGUGAAGGGACGGACAUCCCUGUGAAUGGUCCUAUUUAUGUGACUGUCCCUCUGCCUACACACAGCAGCCUGAAGCACAAUGCACACGUCCCCGCGUGGAGGUUUGAUCAAAAGCACGGAACCUGGUUGAAGAGCAGUAUUGGCAUCAUCCAGCAAGAGGGCAGCCAUCUUACCUGGACAUACAUUGCACCACAGAUGGGCUACUGGGUUGCAGCCAUGUCUCCAUCCAACCCAGAUCCAGUGGUAACACAGGACAUCACAAGCUAUCAUACCUUGUUCCUUUUGGCAAUAUUAGGAGGCAUUGCUUUAAUACUGCUGGUCCUCCUGUGCAUCUUGCUAUAUUACUGCAGGAGGAAGUGUCUGAAGCCACGUCAGCAUCACAGGAAGCUUCAUCUUUCCACAGCACUGGAUUGCUCCAAAAAGGAUCAGGCCACUUCUAUGUCCCACAUUAAUUUAAUUAGUCCAAUCCACAUGGAGAUGAUGUCUUCUAGUGGUGAAGCCGACAUGCAUACCCCAAUGCUAAAGCCUUCGUACAAUACCUCGCGGGACUUUGGCUCCAGAGAAGAGCUGCUUUCUCAUCAGGAAGAAAAAAGCAGAAUCUCUUUGGAUAACUUGACUCCAAGCGGAACGUUGAGACAGGUGUACAAUAAAUCGUUGGAUCAUAUCCUAAUGAAAUCUAGGAAGUCAGCAGAAAUAUCAGAUGAAUAUACAUCUACCAUGAAAGAUGAGUACCGGAGAAGUUACAAUUCAGUCAUCUGUCAGCCUUUGUUUGAAAGCAAGGACAAAGACCUUAUGUCAUCUACGAACCAUGUUAUAGCAGGAAGUAAGCCAAAUAUUCAGGAACAAAUGCACCCAGUGCCUUCUGCUCCUGAAGCUGAGCAGCUGAUAGACCGACGGUCUAAUGAAUGUAUGAUGUCCAGGUCAGUGGAUCACCUUGAAAGGCCAACUUCUUUUUCUCGGCCUGGUCAGCUCAUUUGUUACAAUUCCGUUGACCAAGUCAAUGAUAGCGUUUACAGAAAUGUGUUGCCCACUUUGGUUAUUCCAGCUCACUAUGUGAAUUUGCCUGGAGAACAUCCCUUUGUCAGCCAGCAGUUGAUUGUCUCUGCUGAACAGCAGUUUGAUAUCGAGAGACUUCAGGCGGGACUUUCUCAUGCUCAGCAGAUGCAACCGCCUCCGUUAAGCGCUCAAGCGAUAUCGCAGCAACACCUGCAAGAUGGAGAGGGCAUUGAGUGGAGUGCACAAAACACAAUGAUGUCUGAAUCUGUCUCUAUUCCGGCUUCGCUGAAUGAUGCAGCUAUUGCCCAGAUGAACGGUGAGGUGCAGCUCCUGACAGAGAAAGCGCUGAUGGAGCUCAGUGGAGGAAGACCUAUGCCCCAUCCAAGAGCCUGGUUUGUAUCGUUAGACGGCCGCUCAAAUGCACAUGUUCGACAUUCAUACGUUGAUCUCCCAAGAGCUGGUAAAAAAGGGAGGAAUGAUGCUAGCUUGGAUUCAGGUGUGGACAUGAAUGAACCAAAAUUGGGAAGAAAAUUGAGAGGAGAGAAAUUAUCUGUGCUGCAGCAUCACCCAUCUAUGCAGCAUCCGACUUUACAGGAGCACCAGCAGCUGAAUGUUUCAGACAGUACCACUUAUACGCAGCUGGUUUACCAGAAUGACACGGACCAAAGUCCUAGUGAAUGUGGUACAGCUGUCUGUAGCCCCGAGGACAGUAGACCAUUCAUUGAGGCACCUGCAAAAAAGAGCAGUAGCCAGCUACCAAGCCUUCAGGAAGAGACUAUUAAGCAAACCGCAGAAUCCUCACCAGUGCCAUUAAGUAGCCCGGAGCACGAGUUUAACAUUAACGACGACAGUGGCGAAGACCAAGGAGAAAAUAAAAAAAGUCCUUGGCAAAAAAGAGAAGAGAGGCCACUCUUGGCCUUCAAUAUGAAAUGAGUUGUCCUGUUGCUGUUGGAGUAGAAAAAAUUGCCAAAUAUUCUUUCUUGGAAAUGCUUACCUGUAUGAUCCACAUUUCUGCCAAGAAAAUGAAACCCGCAUUCAAUUCGGACCUUUUUCGUCAGUGAAUGUUUCAGAGCAUAGGAAGGAAACCUGCAAGGAUUUUUUUUUUAAAGGGACAUGACGCCAAAAUAGGCGCCAGUGAUUUUUAUGCCCUAUAGGACAAUAUCCUGCUAGGGUUCUGACCACUACCCUCCCAGUGUCGGGAGCAUGUGAGACUUAAUUGUAUCAUGGUAAUGUUUACUGUAAGUGACACGGAACUCACACUAUGUGUAACUGAAAAGGCAAUGCAUUGCUGCUCUCACCUGAAGUGGCAUUCUGCCUAGGCAUUGCUUUUUAUGUUAGAUUUUUUAUUAUUAUGAUGUGGCUGUACAAACUUACCUUUUUUUUAUUGUAAUCUGCUUUUAUUGGUUUUAUUUUUAGCUUUGCUUUAUUCCCAAUUUUUGUAAUGUAUUUCUACAAGAAAGCUGUUAGUAGCAAAAGCUUUGGUUUAUAAAGGUUUGUUUUCCAUUUUUCUAAAAAAAAAAGUCAAACUUUAAACGUCGGCUUAUUUGUCGACAGAAUUUGGUCCCUAUUCUUCAAGUGCCUUUUUUUUACAGUUUUAAUAGCCCUCUUUUUGCUAAUGAAUUAAACCCUGUUUUACUAAUUUUAUUCCAUUUCCAUUUAGUUUGUUGCGUGCAUGCACUUGGGGGGUUCACUUCUGCUCUGCAGCUCUCACUUCUGUAUGGCAUUGCUUUCCUUGUGUGCUGCACAUUCUGUUUAAGGCGAGAAUAUUGAAUACAGGCCGCUUUGUAUGAUAAACCUCUGCGAUGUAAAUACGGUUUCUAUUGCUUUGGAACCCGAUUCAACUGCUCCCUUUAUCCACUGCAGACUGACCGGGUGGUCAGGGUAAGUAAAAACCUUAACAUUAUAUACGAUUAUAAAUUGCUAGAAUGUCUUUUCUGUGCAUUCUGUUUAAAGAACUGCUUGGUUAUACAAGAAAUAAAAUCUUUAAAAAAUA